Molecule: messenger RNA, 6295 nt
Organism: Poecile atricapillus (Black-capped chickadee)
Lineage: Eukaryota; Metazoa; Chordata; Aves; Passeriformes; Paridae
Gene: LTBP2
Product: latent transforming growth factor beta binding protein 2
Exons: 35
Coding region: 337-5586 (1749 amino acids)
Molecular function (GO): calcium ion binding
Source: RefSeq, a predicted model, not a curated record
AUCCCCUCCAGGCGCUGCUAGUGCCAGAGGCAGGCGCGAAGGUGCUUGGAGCUGCCUGCGGAGCGCGGGAUCUCGCUGGCAGCCCGGAGAGCGGGGCCGGCCGCCCUUCUCCUCUUCCUCCUCCUGCGGGGGCCACCCGGCAGCCCUUUCCCCUGCCUCAGCGCUGCUCUCUGCGCCCCCGGCCCCGGUGGGCGGCAGGUCCCGUCGGAGUCCCGGAACGGGAUGGGGCGGUGAGCGGGGGGCGGAGAGCCGGCGGUCCCCGCUGUCCCGCGGGGGAUGCCAGCCGGGCGCUGAGCGCUCCGCACCGCCCGUCUCCCCUCGCCACCGGCUGACACCAUGCGGGGCGCUGCCGCCAGCCUCCUCCCGCUCACCUUCGCCGUCCUCCUGGGCUUCUCCCGCUGUCGGCCGGACUCGGCGGCUAGGCUGGAGCCGGGAGCCGGGGCUGCGGCGCGGCUACGGAGCCGGGGGGCUGCCCUGGGGGCGGUGGGCACGGCGAACGGCCCGUCUCCAGCGUCCCGGUCCCCUCCGCCGUCACGGCCCCUCCCCGCAGCCCUCCACGUGGAUCGCGGCUCCGCGGCCGCCGCGGGGAGCCCGAGCGGUGCCGACGGCCGGAGGCAGCGUCCCGACCGCGGGCUGCCCACGCCCCGGGGCCAAGCGGGCGAUGCCGGGCUCGGUCCCGGUGCGGGACAGAGGAACAGGCAGGACUCCUCCCGCCAGCGGCAGAGCAGCGGGCUGAAAGCACGAGUGGUGCCCCGGGCGAAGGAGCCAAGCGGCAGAGGGAGGAUGGCGGGGCCAAAUGUCUGUGGCAGACAGUGUUGCCCAGGAUGGACCACAGCUCCAGGCACAAACCACUGCAUCAAACCUGUCUGCGACCCGCCAUGCCAGAACAGGGGCUCCUGCAGCCGCCCCCAGGUCUGUACCUGUCGCUCAGGCUUCCAGGGCUUCCGAUGUGAAGAAGUUGUUCCUGAGCAGGAGUACCACCCGCCUGGCGCCGUUGCUGCCUUCCAGCCCCCCACAAGCUCCCUCCGGAGGAGGACCAGCACAAUAGGGCGGGAUGCCUCCCUGAAAGGGGCUCAGGCGCCCAUCCCACGGCACGUCCCAGCUGUGAUUCAGAGCAGAAUUGGCUCUCCUGUCUCCCCUCAGCAGACAGGGUCAUCAAGGACUGUCCGGCGCUACCCAGCCAGCAAUGGCCAGCUCACCUCUAAUGCACUCCCCAAUGGAAACGGACACGAGCAGAGCAGCUCUGGCCCACAUGCUGUUUCCCAGGAGCACACCUUGUCUGCAAAGGGGGCCAACCUGACAGAGAAGAUUAGGAAGAUAAAAAUUGUCUUCACCCCCACCAUCUGCAAACAGACGUGCCAGAGUGGGCGCUGCUACAACAGCUGCGAGAAAGGAGACACCACCACUCUCUAUAGCCAAGGGGGCCAUGACCACGAUCCCAAAUCUGGCUUCCGCAUCUACUUCUGUCAGAUCCCCUGUCUGAACGGAGGGCGCUGCGUGGGCCGGGAUGAAUGCUGGUGUCCCUCCAACUCCACAGGGAAGUUUUGCCACCUGCCAGCUCCCUCUUUGGAAAAGAAGCAAGGAGGAAGAGGCCCAAAGACCCCAGCUGGCAGCUCCAUGAGGCACUCCACAUACACCCUGCCCUUGUCCAACCAGCUGGCUUCCCUAAACCCUUCUCUGGUGAACGUCCACAUUGACCACCCUCCAGAAGCCAUCGUGCAAAUUCACCAGGUGGCCAGGGUGCGGGGUGAUGCAGAGGUGUCGGAGGAAAACAGUGUGGAGACAGUCCUGGUGCCUCAGCUGGCUGCUGUGCCCUGGUACACCUAUGCCCAUGGGAAUGGCAACAGCAUUGCCACUGAGAGCAGACAGCAACAGCAGAGAGCCCCGGGGCUGUUCGGGAGGUGCUUUCGGGAGGCUCUCCACGGGCAGUGCACCAACCCCCUGCCAGGGCUAACCAAGCUGGAGGAUUGCUGCGGCAGUGUGGGGCUCUUUUGGGGUGUGGACCAGUGCCUGGCCUGUCCCCCCCGGCCAGCACACCCUGUGAUUGAGAAUGGACAGGUGGAGUGUCCCCAGGGAUACAAAAGGCUGAACCGGAGCCACUGCCAAGAUAUCAAUGAGUGCUUGAUGCAGGGCCUCUGCAAAGAUGCUGAGUGUGUGAACACCCGUGGCAGCUUCCGUUGUACCUGCAAGCCUGGAACCAUGCUAGACCCAUCCCGUAGCCACUGCAUCUCGGACAAAGCGGUGUCGAUGGAGCAGGGGCUGUGUUACCGCUCAGCAGAUGGAGGCGUGUGCUCCUUCCCCCUCUCGCACCGCAUCACCCAGCAGAUCUGCUGCUGCAGCCGCGUCGGCAAGGGAUGGGGCGAGAACUGUGAGGAGUGCCCCAUGCCUGGCUCAGAGGCCUUCAAGGAAAUUUGCCCAGCAGGACAUGGCUACACCUACUCCAGUUCUGACAUCCGACUGUCAAUGAGGAAGGCAGAGACAGAAGAGCUGCCCCUCAGCUUAGAAGAGCAAGGGGAGAACAGCAACUGGACUUUGGACUGGACAGGAAGGAGACAGCAACUGCAGGACAGCCUGCGUGGCAGCAUCCUGGAGGCAUUCCUCCACCCUGGCACCUCAGCAAGACAGGGUGAAAUUUCUCCUGCUGUGCAGGGAACUGCUGAUGCCACUGCAGAGCCUGCCAUGCGUAGAGCAGAGGAAGGGGAGUUCUGGCAUGGUUCUCACCAGCCUGGCCCCACUACCACCUGGGAUGCUGCUGCUCCAACACAGGUGCCAGCAGGGGUCAGUGGCUGUGCCUCCUCACCCCUUUCCUGCGGAGCUGGUGCUUGUGUUCUGACCCCAGAGGGAUACAGCUGCUUGUGCCACCCUGGUUACACCUUGGAUGACAGCCGCCACCAGUGCAUUGAUGAAGAUGAGUGUCUGAAAGACCCUUGUGCUGGAAAAGGUCGCUGCAUCAAUAGUGUGGGCUCCUAUUUUUGCCUCUGCUACUCUGGGUACACGCUGGCUGUCUCGGUGGGCAAGCAAAGCUGUGAGGACCGAGAUGAGUGUGAGCAGCCUUCUAUCUGCCGAGGACAGCGAUGCAUCAACACACCCGGCUCCUACCACUGCCAGUGCAAGGAGGGCUUUUCCAUGGGCCCCAGAGGACAGUGUGAAGAUGUCAACGAGUGCGUGGAUCCCAGCUCCUGCCCCAGUGGGAGAUGUGUCAAUACACUAGGAUCCUACAAGUGUGUCAGCUGUGGGGUUGGCUACCAGCCCAGGAAUGGAAGAUGUAUUGAUGUGGAUGAGUGUCUUGUGGAGGGGACUUGCGCUCACGGACGAUGUGUCAACCUGGAUGGCUCCUUCCACUGUUCCUGCUACCGGGGCUAUGAGGUGGCACCUGAUGGGAAGAGCUGCCAAGACAUUGAUGAAUGCACAGCCCGGGCUCCCUGUCCCUCCGGACUCUGCCUCAAUACUGAGGGCUCCUAUUCCUGCAUGUCUUGUGACACCGGCUAUGCUGUCUCCAGAGAUGGCAGCAUGUGUGAAGAUCUGGAUGAGUGUGAGGACCCUGCUGUUCAGUGCCUGGGGGGAGAGUGCAGAAACACGCCAGGCUCCUAUGAGUGCCAUUGCCAGACUGGCUUUGAGCUCAUCAAUGGCACCGUAUGCCAAGAUGUGAAUGAGUGCCUGAACAGUGAGAUCUGUAGUCCCAAUGGUGAAUGCCUCAACAGUCAUGGAUCCUACUUCUGCAUUUGUGCUCCUGGCUUCUCAAAUGUGGCUGGUGGAGUCAGCUGCCAAGAUGUGGAUGAAUGUGCAGACAAGUCCCGGUGCUCUCAAGGCCAGUGUCUGAACACAGAAGGCUCCUACAGAUGUCUGUGUGAAAAUGGAUUCAAACACUCCCAGGAGACUGAUGAUUGCGUGGACGUGGAUGAGUGUAAAGAAUAUGGGGAUGCCAUCUGUGGCACAUGGCGGUGCCAGAACAGCCUGGGCUCCUACCGUUGUAUCAUGGGCUGCCAGCCUGGCUUCCACUGGACCCCCUUGGGUGACUGCAUUGACAUUGAUGAAUGUGCCAAUGAGACGCUGUGCGGGAGCCACGGCUUCUGCGAGAACUCAGAUGGCUCCUUCCGCUGCCUCUGUGACCGUGGCUAUGAGAGCUCGCCUUCUGGGCACUACUGCACUGAUGUGAACGAGUGUGAACUGAUGGUCGCCGUGUGCGGAACUGCUCUUUGUGAGAAUGUGGAGGGAUCCUUCCUGUGCCUCUGCCCCAGUGACCACGAGGAGUACGACACAGAGGCAGGGCAGUGCAAGCCCCGAGCUGCCUUGGAGGGCUCCGACACACAUGCAGCCCAGCUCUCUGACAGUGCAGAGCGCAAGCAGUGUUACUACCACAUCAGUGACGUUCGCCUGUGUGACAGCGUCCUGGCCAAGAACAUCACCAAGGAGGAGUGCUGCUGUACUGUGGGGGCAGCCUGGGGUGACAACUGUGAGACUUACCCCUGCCCCAUGCCAGGCACAGUGGAGUACCAAGAGAUCUGCCCACUUGGGAAGGGUUAUAUUCCCCAGGAGGACCUGCUCUCAGGAAAAGUCUCUUUCACAGACAUGGACGAGUGUGAGAUAUUUGGCUCUGAGUUCUGCCGCAAUGGUCAAUGUUUGAACACGGUUCCAGGCUACAAGUGCUUCUGCCGUACAGGAUACUUUUAUGACUCCAGCAGGCUUGAGUGUGUUGAUCAGGAUGAGUGUCAGAAUGAAGUGUACUGCAUCAACGGCGAGUGUCUGAACACAGAAGGCUCCUAUCAUUGCUUCUGCAGCCUCCCUCUUGUGCUGGAUGCCACUGGCAACCGGUGUGUGAACUUCUCCAGCAGGGCAGAUGCCUUGGAGGAGUAUGAAAUCCACCUGGAUGUCUGCUGGCAGACCGUUGCUGACUACAUCUGCCAAGACUUGCUGCAUGGCCAGCAGACCACGUACACCGAGUGCUGCUGCCGGCUUGGUGAAGCCUGGGGCCAGAACUGUGCACUUUGUCCCCACAGGUCCUCCGCUGAUUUUGCUUUUCUGUGUAAUGGAGCCAGUGAAGACAGUGAGAGAGGGGCUGAGCUCCGAGAAAGACCUAGGUAUGAGUAUGGACCAGGCUUGGAAGACCCCCACUAUGGCCUUCCCAGCCCCUACUACAACUACCUGGAGUCUGAGUACGGAAACCCCGAUGCUGGUUUCCCUCGGAGGGAACCCAGCAGUGAGUUUCAUGGCAGCCCUCUCCACCAUGGCCCAGCACGGUCUCCACCCCGCUACCUGCCCAGCCAGUCUGGUCUCUACGGGGGCUUCGAGGGGCUGCAGGCAGAGGAGUGCGGCAUCCUUAAUGGCUGCGAGAACGGGCGCUGCGUGCGCGUCCCCGAGGGAUACACCUGCGACUGCUUCGACGGCUUCCAGCUGGACAUGACCCGCAUGGCCUGCGUGGAUAUCAACGAGUGUGAGGAGGUGGGCAGCCCUGAGCCCCUGUGCCGAGGUGGCACCUGCGAGAACACAGAGGGCUCCUACCGCUGCCAGUGCUUGCCAGGCUACGUGGCACUGGCCCGGUCACACCACUGCGUGCCCCAGACAGCCCAGAACCCAGCAGCCGCGUAGCUCUAGGAGAGCAGGGGUGAGGGUGCUCCCCUGCGCAGGGCUCUGGGACCUGGGAGCACAGAGAAGGGCGUCCUGGGGCUGCGGGUGCUUCGAGGCUCUUUGUUCCUUCCCCUUCAAAGUGCACAGCUUCCCCACCACCUCUCUCUAAAGGUCAGGGCUGAGCUCCCAGCCUCUGCACCCCUCUUGGCCCUGCCAGCCCCUGCUCUUCCUGCAGCAGAGCCCACCCCAGCCCUCGGCACCUGUCACAUUGCCCUGUGUCAUGGAGGCUCACAGGACACCUUCCUUUGCCACACAGCCCCAGCCUGUCCCCCUCACCCUGCCAAGAAAGGGGGUUCAUCUCCCUGCCACUGCUGCACUGACCUAGUGACAAGCCUUACCCACACGGCAGGUGCUGGCCCCACUCCUUGUGAAGCGUCCAGCCCCCAGGCCAGAGCUUUAAGAUGGGGGUUCCAUGCCAGCUUUCUAGAGCUGCUGCCUAACCUUGGGGCAUGGGAGAGAGGCCUGAGGGGCUCCAGGGCCAGCUCUCCCUGUGGCCUUUAGCCCCACACUUUGUGCCCCGUGCUGGCUGGGCAGGGGGAGGGGGAGCAGGUCCAGCUUCCUUUCUGUAAAGUUGGUGGUUAUUUUUUUUUUUUACCAAGUCUGCUGGAAACUUCUCUCAUGUUGUUAAAUAAAACAUUUAUUUUGGGCCCCUGUGGCUCAAGACACUGGG